AGUGAGUAGCCUACGUCAGGCUGAGAGGGCGCUUCUUACACGAACAACAACAAAGGCUGAUGAAUUGAUGAAGUUUCAAACUGAAACAGUCCUCCGUAUGGGGGCUCUCUUGUAGAGUUUUCACAGUAUACUGCCUUGGUUUAAUCACAUUAAUGUUACAGUUCCUGUCGAGACGGAAUUGAAUGAUCCGAUCAGGAGCUGCCGAACCCAAAGGUGGAUGGCCUGCAAUCAAAUAGCACAUCAUCCGUGAUAGAAAAAAUGAUUCGAAUUGCGGCAUUAAACGCCGCAUCGACAGCUGCAGAUGAGUCUCAAGACCCCUUGAAAAGUAAAAAAAGUAGAACAAAAGAAGCUCAGGAAGCAGAAGCUUUUGCUUUGUAUCAUAAAGCUUUAGAUCUGCAGAAACAUGACAAGUUUGAGGAGUCUGCCGAGGCGUAUCAUGAGCUGCUUAAAACACCACUCCUCAAAGAGGCCAUGCCCUCAGAGGAUCAGAGCAUGGGUCUCAAGCAUCCCGGACUGAUGUUGAAGUAUUCCACGUUUAAAAACCUGGCUAGUAUGGCUGCUUCACGAGAUGACCUGGAGACAGCGAUGGAGUUUUACUUAGAGGCUGUUAUGUUGGAUUCCACUGAUGUGAACAUGUGGUUCAAAAUUGGACAAGUGGCUGUACGACUACUGCGCAUUCCCCUGGCCCGGCAUGCUUUUGAGGAGGGGUUGCAGUGUAACCCAGACCACUGGCCCUGCCUGGACAAUCUGAUCACUAUUCUCUACACGCUCUGUGACUAUACCUGGUGUUUGUACUUCAUCAGUAAAGCUCUUGAAAAGGAUCAUUGUUACACCAAAGGCCUGGUGCUGAAGGAGAAAAUCUUUGAGGAACAGGCCAGUCUUAAAAGAGAGACAAUGGAGAUGUUCAAGAGAUGUGACAUGUCUGUCCACUAUGUGGAAGUGGAGGAAGAGGAAUGCAAAUCCAUUGUGGAAGAGGCGCUGGAUUUAAGGAAACGUAGACAGGCUCUCUCUUACACGGAACCAACCCCUGAUCUUCUCUUGAUUAAGCCUAUCCGGUGUCUUUCGUGGAAGCAUGUGGGUGAAAGCCUUAUUGCAAUGUAUAGAUAUCAAACUACAUGUGGGGCGCCACGACUCAGUCUUGGACGCAGAAUUGACUUGUCAGUAUACUGCGACCGAAGCUUCCUCCAAAACUUGCCUGAACCCAGCAGUCCGAUCAGCACAGUUCAAGCGACGGUGCUGAGCAGCAGCCCCAGCUCAUCUCUACCGCCGACUGUCCUUCCUGAGACAUCAACGCUCUCACAACCUGCCAUCCAAACCCAAAUUACCAUUGUGGAAAUCCCCACAUCUUCUCCUUCUGUCGUUACAGCUAUGGACAUUUCUCUGACAGACAAGGCAAAGAAAGCACCUAAAAGGAAACGUGCAGUAGAAGAUAACAUUGAGACCGCCAAGAGGCGUUCAGCACGAGUUAGGAACACCAAAUGCAAAAAAGAAGAGAAGGUUGAUUUUCAGGAAUUGCUGUUUAAGUACCUUCCUUCAAGGCUACGGAAGUUUGAUCCUGAUAAUGAAGAUGAAAGUCUGAGUAAUCUUGAGACACAGUGUGAUGGAAAGGAUGACAUGCAGCCUCUACUUGGGAGCUGCGCUGAAGUUGACACAGUUGAUUACAUGGAGUCUGAGCAACAGGAUGUUCAUAACUUCCUUCUUAAAAAUAUGACCAAUGGAGGAAUACUGGACCUGAUGUUGGGCUAUCUGAAAGCAGUGGGUCAGAAGUUCAUGGAGGAGUGGCCUCCAGGUAUGACUGCUGUGGUGCUGGAGGUCUACCAGAGUUGGAGAAAGCACAGCUGUGGUCUUCCUAACCCUUUGUUUCGAGACUGCAGUAACCAGCACAUCCGGGAAAUGUUGGAAAUGAGCUUGGCAUGUAUGGAAUUGCAGCUGGAGCAAUGGUUGCAUAACAAAGGCAAGACUGUGACUCCUAGAAGAAGCACUGGUUCCUGCAAUGACACAGCUGAUAAUGAAUUCCCCGGGCAACAUUUCCAGGCUGAUGUUUUGCUCCUGGCUUUAGGUUCAUCCCAAAAAGAUCUAUUUGAGGACAAGUGGUUAGAUGUAACAGUGCGCGUCUACUGGCUGAAGGCUAGAUACCUUGCGCUUCAUGGAGACAUGGAAUUGGCUCUCGAGAGCUAUGAUGUCUGUACAGGGCUGUUGCAGAGCAAACCCAAGCCCCCUGAAGGGAGAUAUUAUACCAUCAAACUGCCCAAUUUGAGGGUAGAUGCAGCAAUCUCUGUUGAGGAGAUUGAUAAAAGACUGAAGUCUCUCGAGCGCUGUCAGUCAUUGGAGGAAAUCCAGCGUCUCUUUGAGUCUGCAGACUUCGAAUCAGUUGUGCGGUUGUUGCAGCCUACUCUUAAUUACGGCAGCAGGAAUAAACAUUUGGAAUUUGUUAGGUCAGCACCAGAACAUCCUGCUCAGCUUCUGCUGCUGCAGAAUUCAUUGUUGAGGCUGCAAGACUACCAGCAAUGUCUGGAGACAAGUGAGUUGGCUCUGAAUGAAGCUCUGCAGCAGCUCAACUCUUCUACAACCAGCUCUCCACCUGGAAAGGAAGAAUGGGUCAGCGCCAUUACAAAGCUGUUGGAGGGCAUCAAUGUCUGCUUUACCAAAGACUUGGAGCUCCUUAGCAACAUCACCCACUUCUCCAGUAUGGCUCGACUGGCAAACAAUCUUAUUCAGCUGAUCGACCUUAGCAUGACAAUUUCUGAAGACCCCAAAGAGCCUUAUUUCUUUUCUGUGCUGCCGUGGAUUCUUUUAUAUCACAUAAUCAAACAUGAAGAAGCUGCUUUCAGCGCUAUGCUCCAACAACAUAUGUCUGUAGGGGAUGAUGAAGAUGACUCUGAUUCUCCGAUGCUGCCAUCCUCCCUUAUGCUUUUGAACAUCGCACAUGAGUAUCUUGGACGUCGCUCCAUGUGCUGCUGUUCAGAUGGUUCACUACUCAAGUUUUUCGUUCGAGUUUUGGAAAAAGAGUUUUCAACCACUGGCACUGCCAGCAAUAUCUGUCAUCCCUACAAAGAGGAGUUGGAGAUGGCUUUGGAACAGUGCUUUUUCUGUCUAUAUGCCUACCCUAGUAAGAAGAGCAAGGCCCGCUUCCUUGAAGACCACUCCUCUCCACAGGUUGAGUUGCUGUGGAAUGAUGCCCUUUUCAUGUUCCAGUAUUUUAAACCAAAAUCCCUCCCUGAGUUUGACAGCUACAAAACAAGCACCGUAUCUGCAGAUUUAGCUAAUCUGUUGAGAAGGUUUGCAGGAAUUGCCCCCCCAAGUGAAACUCCCACCCUCACUAUGGACGAGGUUGCAGCCUACAUUGAAGGCAUGACAAAAAAGACCCCAAGCCUUCCUGAGGGAAGUCCUCCAGCCCCUCCAAUUAUUAAUGAGGUCUACUACUUGCUGGCUGAUUAUCACUUCAAGAACAAGGAGCAGUCCAAAGCCAUGAAGUUUUACAUGCAUGACAUCUGUGUUUGUCCGAACAGGUUUGAUUCCUGGGCAGGAAUGGCCUUAGCUAGGGCCAGUCGCAUUCAGGAGAAACUCAACUCCAAUGAGCUAAAAAGUGAUGUACCCAUAUGGAAACACUCUCAGGCUGUGCUCAACUGCUUUAAGCGGGCCCUGGAGAUAGAUAGCUCCAACCUGUCGCUCUGGAUUGAGUAUGGAACCAUAUCAUAUGCUUUGCACUCCUUUGCUUCGCGACAGCUAAAGCAGUGGCAUGAUGAGCUUCCACCAGAGGUGGUAAAACAGAUGGAGGAAAGGAGAGAAUCCAUGUUAGAGACUGCAUGUCGGUGUUUCCAGGGAGCAUCCCAGUGUGAGGGGGACAGUGAUGAAGAAGAGUGGCUCAUUCACUAUAUGCUGGGGAAGAUAGCAGAGAAACGCAAACAGACACCCGUGGAAUACCUGCAGCUUUACAAAAAGGCAGCACACUUUCUGCAUGAAGAGGCUGCCAGGUACCCUCGUAAAAUCCAUUAUCACAAUCCACCUGACCUGGCUAUGGAGGCCCUGGAGUUGCACUUCCGUCUCAGCGCCACCAUCCUAAAGCUGCUGCAGGCUAAUGAGCCCAAUCUGGACCAUGAAGUCUUGUUCAGUUUGCUGGUUGAGGCUGCUACAGGGCCCUUUGCCAUAGGGGAAGAGAAGAGUAUGCCCAGCAUACCCAGAUCUAAUGAAAAGGAGAAAUCUACCUCUGUGACAGAUGAAGACCUUAAUAGUUCUUCAGUAGGCAUAGGCAACAUCCUCAGCUCUUCCCUUCUAUCAGUUGCCACUCCAGGUGUGACAUCCCCUCUCUACGUUGCCACGCCAUUUGACCACGAUUACGCCAAACGCAAAACUCUCCGGCGGCAGCAGUGGCAGCAGCAGCGGCAUGAGGAGCAGCAGGCUGAUGCCUCACCAGAGUUUGACCAUGAUUACUGCUUGCCCAGGUCUUCAAUGUGGCUGGCUUCCCUGAAUGAACGCAGUCAGGACAGCGAGGUGGUGAUGCUUUCUGACUCCAACUCCACCCAGGAUGCUUUCACAGAUCCCACCAGCUCACAAGACAGUAGCCACAAACCUGCCUGUGGGAAAGUCAGUUCUUCAUCAUCAGAGAGCACAACACCUGUGAAGGAAGGACAGCCUGCGUCUGAGGACAUAGAGUCACAUGGAGAUCAGACUGUCCCCCGGACAGAGGAAAAUCUGGUUGAGGAAAUUGUGGAAAUGGUGGUGAUGACGCUCCCUGAGGCUUCAACUCCCAAAAUCUCUGCAGGACUCUGCUUUCCUCCUGUGCUUGUACCAGCCACCCCUCCGAAAGCAUCCUCCUCUCAACAGACUGCUUCUCAAACCCCAGCCAGCGAAGGCAAAAAGAAGCCAGAGCCUCCCGCCGAAGUGAUCGAGGUACCCAAGGCCCUGCCUGCAGAACCUGCUGACCAGAGAAAAAUGCUGGUGGAGAUGUGCAUCCGCUCUCUUUUCCUUUGCCUCGGACGUUUCCCUCAACACUACAAGAGCCUCUACCGCCUGGCUUUCUUUUACAGCAACAGCAAAACCCACCAGAACCUACAGUGGGCCCGAGAUGUGUUGCUAGGAAGCAGUGUCCCAUGGCAACAACAGAAGCACAUGCCUGCACAAGGACUCUUCUGUGAAAGAAACAAGACAAACCUGUUUAAUGGCAUCUGGCGUAUUCCAGUAGAUGAGAUUGAUCGCCCAGGAAGUUUUGCAUCUCAUAUGAACCGAUCCAUUGUUCUUUUGCUGGAGGUGCUAUCACAGCUUAAAGAUCACGACACCUUGCUGAAAGUCUCUUUCAUGCUGCAGAGAACCCCUGACCAGGGAAAAAAAUAUUUACGUGAUGUUGAUCGCCAGGUUUUGGCCAAGAGAGCAUUUUUCCUAAAUGUGAAAGUCCUUGAGGAUAAUCUGAACAGUCUCACUGGGGUGCAGCUUCCCAAAGCAGUGACCCCCUCCAUGGGGGAGAUGACCACGACAGCUGCAUCCAACAGGCCAAGUUCAGAGGACAGCAAACAUGGGCUUCCCAAGAAACCAGUGCCCACAGAGGGGACUUGUACCACCGACACAGGACACAAGGAUGGCUCCCAACCACAAAUUCCUCCACUCACACCAUUUGCAGAUAAAGGGGGCAAGGUCGAGAAUCAGCCUGCGAAGGUAGAACCUGCUAGAAGUGAGGGGCACAGAACAGGGCCAGAGGAGCCAAUGGAUUUGGAAUCCAGCCAUUGGAGGAGACCAUCAACAACCACAGAUACUCAAGGCAGGGAAACAGAGACACAGCUCUCCCUGGGGGUAAUAGAGCCACAGCAGAAAGUGACUGACAACAGCCGGACAUCAGAGCUGUCUCUCGAGGAGCUAAGUAUCAGUUCCAGACAGCAGCAACUCCAGUCCUCAGCAGGCAAGGUCACUUUGGCAGCCAGCAGCACUGAUCAAGGUUUACUACGAAGACCCAGCAGAAAAAGGAAACUUUUAGAGGAUGUAGAGUCUGGAAAAACACUAUUGCUUGACGCCUACAGAGUGUGGCAACAAGGCCAGAAAGUUAUGACCUAUGACCUUGGUCGCAUUGAAAAGAUCAUGUCAGAGACAUACAUGCUCAUAAAACAGGUUGAUGAGGAUGUGGCUCUGGACCACGCUGUGAAGUUUUGCCAGAUACAGUUGGCCACUUCUGCCCAACGACAGCCCAUGUGCGACACCCCUACCACACCUAAAUUCACCAAGGAGCACAGAGAGCUCUUCUUCCCCGCCUCCCUGCCAGCGCCGGUUCUACUCAGCCACGCCGCGUGCCAUCCAUUGUCCAACCAAGAGGGCCAAGGCAAAGUGGGGUUUGAGCCCCUGAGCAAGUUACCCAGACCACAAAUGUCAGGCUUCCAUGAUCAGCAACCACAGAGGAGAAUGGCUUGCCACCCAACGGCAGCAGCAGCUUUGGCCUUCAUUCAACACACAGAGGAGCAUGAGGAGCCCACAGAGGGACUCUUGUACAGACAGCAGGAAUCACACCUCUGUCAACAGAUGAAACUGGCCUCUGUGUCCCAAGCACGGGAAGCAGCAGCAGCAGCUGGAUGGUUCCGGGAGGAAACGGCCACAUGUAGCAGCAGCACGCAGCAGUGUCCAGACCAGCAGCACUAUGCCAGCAGUGAUCUGUCAAAUCUUCCAGACUCCAGUCGAAUGCGCUCACGCGUCCCACCUAACAUGCCAAAGCUCUUCAUCCCCUCCACUGUCACCAAGUUCCCCCCAGAAAUCACAGUGACUCCCCCCACGCCCACGCUUCUCUCGCCCAAAGGCAGCAUCUCAGAGGAAACCAAACAAAGGCUCAAGAAUGUCAUCCUGUCGUCGCAGUCCGCCGCCACGGUCAAGAAGGACACCCUGAGCCAGCCCUCGCUGGAGGUGCAGGAGACGUCCAGCCAGGAGUCGUCUCUGGAGAGCGAGUCAGACGAGGAGGACGAUUACAUGGACAUCUGAGCUUCUCAAGGCCUCCUGUAUGGAAAGCCGUUUGAGCAUUGAUCCAAUAGGGCGCCCUCGUGGAACAACUUAAGUGCACUAGUAAAAUGACUGUCUACUUGUUUUUUUUCCCCCACUACUAGUGCCACUUCUGGCCCAUCAGUAAGCAAUUAUACUUCAGUGAACAGCGGCGUGCAAAGUCGAUGGCUGAAUUUAGCUCGGGAUAAACGUCAGUAAAGGCAGUUAAAAUUUCCACGUGUUAAAACUCAAAACGGCAUUGAGUUUUGGCCAUUUGGUCCCGAUUAUUAUUAUUAUUAUUAUUAUUAUACUAUCGAAUAUUCCAUUGAUUAAUUGGAUACGAAAUUAUUUUUGCUUUAAAGUUUAUCGCUAAAUAUUUUUUUGUUUACUGACUUUUCUUGUUUAUUUGGUACUGUUUAAUGAUUAAACAAAACCAAAUGAGCAAUUCUCAAUGUUUGCCCCAACAUCAUUGAAACUGACAUCUUGGGUGCUGAUUCAUGCGAACGGCUACUAGUUUGACUUCUGAGCCCUCUUCAGGUUCAACUACAGCAUUUACAGAUUCUUCAUACUAUGUUCUGAAAAUAAUGAUUAUUUUAUAAUAGAUUUAACUGACUAUUAUUUUUCCACAAAUCCAUUAAGAUUCAGUUCCUGGUUUGGUCCAUAACAUGUCAAAAAACAGGCAAAAAUGUUCAUCUCGCCCCCACCCCAACGUAAAAGCAAAUGUCUUAUAUUGAUUAAACAUAAAAGAUAAUUUGUGUGCUUUCAUGAAGGGCUACAGAAAUCAGACAAUUUUUUUCUGUUGAGAGGCUGAAAUCAGAGGAUUCGGAGCAUUUUAAUUUAAAAAAUGGCUAAAAAAAAAAAAAGUUGUCGAUUAAGUUGAUAACCAAAUAGUUGUUGACUAAUUGAUUAAUUGUUGCCCCUCUCUUUUAAUUGCAUACCACUAGGCCAAAAGUGGCACGAGUAGUGGAAAAAACAUUUCUAGAAAGACAGUAAUUCUGAAUUGUUUUACAAGUGAGGACGAAGCGUGUGCUAGUGUAAGGCCGUUAAGGUCAAUAUCAAGGAUAAUGAAGAAGUCCUCGAACGGCUUUCCAUACUCCUGUGCUAGCAAACCGCACUCUACUGGGUGGUGUUGGUGCUGCAGUCCAUAUCACUGCAGUUUCAGUCUUUAUUGAUGCAAUUGUUCAAUUUUUUUCCCCUCCCCUCAAACAAAAUGAGAGAAUGCAGUAUUCUCAUUGGCUGUGGCAAUGUGAUUGUGUUGCCCAGCUUGUGCGGCGCACCAUAGCUUUCGUCUCAGCAUGUGUGGAACGUGCCAUUUAUGCAUAUAUACAACCCCCCCCCCCCCCCCCUCGUGCCUGCAUGGGUUUUCUCCUCCCCCAUCCCAAAAACAUGCACGGGAGGUUAAUUGAAGACUAUAAAUUGGCCGUAGGUGUGAAUGUGAGAGCGAAUGGUUGUUUGUUUCUAUGUGCCCUGCGAUUGGCUGGCGACCGCUUCAGGGUGUACCCCGCCUCUCGCCCGAAGAUAGCUGGGAUAGGCCCCCAGCACGACCGCGGCCCUAGUGAGGAGAAGCGGUCCAGAAAAUGGAUGGCCCUCCCAGCUGCACCUUCGUCCUUCUUUUCCAGAUGAGGGCCGAUGCCGGUAGGGUUGUGAUACAUUUCAAUGGACACACGGGCGACAAAAGGACAGUCACCGCGCAACGCCGUAACCUGUAGCACAUCGGAAAUGUUUACACUCAACAUUUGGGUCAGUAGAGCACUCAAGUGUGCUGCUUUUGUACUUCCCGUUUUCCUGCAAGACUAGAUUUGUCCUUUCUCGGGAGUGCAGCUGUAGCUGUGAGGUUCUCACAAGUGAGAUGCCCGUCACCAGCACUCAAGUGAAUGAUGUUGAAAGAAGACAUUUUGUACAUAUCAAAAUCCAAAUAUCUUUGGCAGCAGCAAUGAGGUGUGUGUGUGUGUGCGUUAGUGAGAAAUGUGAGGCUGCCUUUAAUUCCAAACUUUGCUUAAUUCACUACAAUUCAACAUGCAUGCUGAAGUGGUGUCUCAAAAUUCCAACGCCUUUUCAUUGGUCAAUUUGUUGCAACCCUCGCGUUACUCAGUGGAAGACAACAGAAUGUUUUUUUUUUCUUGUUUUUUUUUACUGAUUGUUUUCUAUCAAAAUAAUGGCAUCUGCUGAGUUUUUUGAAAGGUGAGUGAAACUGUAAAUAAUGUCUUGAUAUAAAAACCUUUUUGUAUUUUUAUUUCAUUACAUGGUUGUUGCGUUGAGUUGUGACGUCUUCCCCCCCCCCCCCCCCCCCCCCUUCCUCAUGCUGUGCUUUUGGAAAUGUACCACAGUUGAGAGGUGACUACUAUAGCCUCAGUCUAUUACGGAUGUCUAACCAAAAAUAUAUUUGGAAAUUUUUACACUUUAUCCUGCUAUACUUAAAAUGCAUUGAUUUGUCACAGUACAUGGAUCAAUGCAGCAGCAGAUGCUUCUAUCUGUGGUGUGUUUGAGGCUGAUCGUGAGCGCCAGUCACACAGCCACGCAUGCUGACGUGACAUCUUCAUCUACGAAAAAGGCAUCUUGCUGCAUGUCUAAGCACUUCCUUUUUUUUCUGAUCUUGUAUUUUCAACAUGCUCACUUGUAAAAACAUAUCUUCCAUUCAACAGUAUUAAAAUAUUGCUACUGUUUAGCCUAAGGUAGCUCUUAACUCAUG
This is a messenger RNA of Phyllopteryx taeniolatus (common seadragon), 9637 nucleotides long. RefSeq names its product calcineurin binding protein 1 (gene cabin1). Gene Ontology annotation, molecular function: nucleosome binding; protein binding. Bases 259 to 6951 code for a protein of 2230 amino acids. The record is from RefSeq and is a predicted model, not a curated record. Lineage: Eukaryota; Metazoa; Chordata; Actinopteri; Syngnathiformes; Syngnathidae. Gene Ontology annotation, biological process: chromatin organization. Gene Ontology annotation, cellular component: nucleus. The transcript is spliced from 39 exons.